GCGGCGCCUUAUGUUGACACAUUCAGUGCGAAGCGGUAGCACUUAUAGAACCGUAGCUUGUGUCAGCACCGACACUUUGGACACUCGGUAUAUUGAGCUGAAACCACAGCUCGUGUUUAGUAUGUGGACGUACGUGAAGACAGCAGGGGCUUCUCUGAGAGUCCUCCACCACCUCCAGCACUGCUGCGUACAGACCGUGUGGAGGAGGGGGCCUGACGGCCAGCGGCGACUCUGUAGACGGACGUUAUCAUCUGGACCCCCGUGGAGACUCCUGUUCUUUGGCUCUGAUCAGUUCGCUCUGGAGUCUCUAAAACUCCUCACGUCCAGCAGGAGCUCCCACGAAGGGAUAGUGGAGUCCCUCGAAGUUGUUACUUUGACUGGUGAUGUUCCAGUGAAGAGGUUUGCUCAGCAGAACCACCUUCCCCUCCACAGCUGGCCCCCCGACAACGUGGAUGGACAGUUUGAUGUUGGGGUGGUGGUGUCUUUUGGCUGUUUACUGCCCGAGAGACUGAUCAACAAGUUUCCAUACGGGAUUUUAAACGUUCACCCCAGCCUGCUGCCCAGGUGGCGAGGUCCAGCACCCAUCUUCCACACCAUCAUGCAUGGUGACACCGUAACAGGAGUCACCAUCAUGCAGAUCCGUCCUCACAGGUUUGAUGUGGGCCCCAUUCUUAACCAGGAGCUCCAUCAAGUCCCAGAGAACUGUACUGCUGAAGAGCUUGGAGCUACCCUAGCCACCAAGGGAGCACAUCUGCUGCUUGAUACGUUGAUGACUCUGUCUGAGAAACUGGCACAAAAAAGGGAGCAAAGACGGACAGGUGAAACAUUUGCCCCAAAAAUCAGCACGUCUAUGAGCUGGAUGGUGUGGGAGGAACAGACCUGUGACCAAAUCGACCGUCUGUAUCGUGCCAUCGGAUCCCGGAUGCCUUUGAGGACCCUAUGGAAGGGCAGGACAAUAAAACUUCUGGAUUUUGUAGGAAAAUAUCACAUUUCGUUAUCAGAUGGAAGGAUAAAACCAGUCCCUGGUUCGGUGAGCUAUCAGAAGGAGUCCAAUACUCUGGCUGUGUGCUGUAAGGACGGCUGGGUGGGAUUCAAGGCGGUGCUCCUGAAAAAAAGGCUGACAGCAGCUGACUUCCAUAAUGGCUACCUGCAUCAGACAGCUGAAAGACUGUUUGUCAGUAGAAAAGGAGGAACUGAAGCACAUCAGAUAAGAGAGAACUCAGUGUUGUGAUGCAACACCAUUAUUCUCUUCCUUGACGUGGACACUGCAGACAUGACAUCACCUAAUCGAUUUUACUGUAGUUAAUAUACUUUUGUCUGUUUUAAGACAUCUGCAUAUACAGUACGUUUACUGUAGGCUGAUGUAUUUGUACUGUAUACUUGCAAUAAAUGAAUGUACUGGUGACAGAUACCAGGAACAAACAUGAAAACUGUUUAUUUCUAUUUAUGAUUUCUUAA
Chelmon rostratus (copperband butterflyfish) is the source of this 1458-nucleotide messenger RNA. RefSeq names its product mitochondrial methionyl-tRNA formyltransferase (gene mtfmt). The record is from RefSeq and is a predicted model, not a curated record. Lineage: Eukaryota; Metazoa; Chordata; Actinopteri; Chaetodontiformes; Chaetodontidae. Gene Ontology annotation, biological process: biosynthetic process; conversion of methionyl-tRNA to N-formyl-methionyl-tRNA. Bases 11 to 1231 code for a protein of 406 amino acids. The transcript is spliced from 9 exons. Gene Ontology annotation, cellular component: mitochondrion. Gene Ontology annotation, molecular function: methionyl-tRNA formyltransferase activity.